Messenger RNA from Xiphophorus hellerii (green swordtail), 5994 nucleotides. It is a transcript of the gene snpha, whose product is annotated as syntaphilin a. The coding region runs from base 1357 to 2889 and encodes 510 amino acids. NCBI's taxonomy places the organism in Eukaryota, Metazoa, Chordata, Actinopteri, Cyprinodontiformes, Poeciliidae. Gene Ontology annotation, cellular component: cytoplasmic microtubule; mitochondrion. The record is from RefSeq and is a predicted model, not a curated record. Gene Ontology annotation, biological process: neuron differentiation. The transcript is spliced from 5 exons.
UGAAAAAGUACUAGUUCCAUUUAUAAGACAUUUUCCCAUGUUAUAAGUGAAAUAAUCUGCCAGUAGAAGUACUGUAGUAAUUAAAAGUUCUUUGUCUUAAGAGCAAGUGAUGGGAAUAACUGCGACUACUUUAAAACAAAGAUGCAUUUUAAUGCAUGGAUGAAACUAUAACAGAGUUGAAAAAAUGCACUACCAGCCCAAAAUUCAUUAAAAUAGUCUUUCACACUUCUGAGUUAAUAAUUAGGACAAUGAUAUGUUGUUUGCAACUUAUAUUGCUAAUUUAAUGCAUAUGUCCAUGAAAGUUUGUUUCAAUUAUUGAGAAAGGAGAAGAUUUUAUUCUUCCUGCCCUCUUUUUACUCAUAUAGUAAGUAUUGGGGGGAAAAGUGUUUGCGAAUUAAUGAUGAAAUUUGUUAAAUGAAGUUAAACUUUUUAUUUAGGUCUGGACAAUAAUUCAAUAACAAUAUAUAUACCCAUGAUUAAUAUCAACAGAUGAUAUAUCUGGUAGGAUAUAUCUGUAUAUAGAAAAUUCACUGAACUCUGAUCCAGAACCGCACAGCAUUCUGGGAAAUGAAGGCAGAGAAAAGACAUUAACUGCUCAACCUCCCAAAGCCAGAUAAGUUAAAGGGACCAACCAACUCACUCAUUAUUUGGUUACCUAGCAACGACCCUUUGGAGUAACUGAGGCAGCAGCAGUUCAAGGUUCCGCCAUUUUGCCUCAUAACUGCUUUAAAAAAAAACAACAGUGUGGAGAGAAAGCUGUGGUUCAACAGGAAAGGUCACCUCAGACAUUUAAAAUAAAAAAUAUUCAAUAAUUGAUACUGGAUAUGAAACACCCUUUAUGUUUUCAGCCAUAUUGUUCAGCCCUAAUUUUAUUACAUAACUCAAAUCCUAAUCCAAGAGAAGGUUAGCAGUAGCGGUGACCCAUCAGUUUGUAGCAGUAACGAUAAAAAGCAAGUAAAUGUCUCUGCCAACCUCCAGUAGUCAGACUGUCGUGUUGUUCUCCUGUCUGUGUUCGUUGAAUCAUGUUUAUUUUCAGCUCUGUCGCAGAAGGACGGCACAGGCUGUGAACUCACUGGUCCUCUUUGUGUCCUCGCAGAAAGAAGGCUUUAUUUCCUGCUAAUAUCUUUCAUAAGGGGUCAGACUGCUGUCACUGGGUUACAGUGAAUAUUUACACAGAGCAGAUCAUUUAGGGCAGAACUCGUCCUCUUUUGGGAUUCAUCUGGCUGGAUUUGAGCCUGUUUCUGAUUAUGUAAUGUACUUAUUUUGCUGCCUGCUGCAGUCAUUACAGACUGGCUGUGAGGGCUCCCAGCUGUUAGCAACAGCAGAGACGACCUCGGAUUUGCUUUUUCACGCCAAAUGUCUCUCACUCCGAGUCGGAAGUCGUCCUCCAUUCAGCGCAGGCGCUCAGUUGGAACGAGUGGCGGCAGCAGGGGAUGUUCCCAUAGCGACAUGUCCAGUACUUACACCUAUCCCGCCCGGAUGAGGGGUUCUGAUGGUAACCCCACAGCCCGGACCAAUCCCAGCACGCCCAGGCGCCAGACGAAGCACACGGCCUGCAUCAACAACCAUGGGAUCAAAGUCCCGGCGCCGGAGCAGUACCUGACCCCGCUGCAGCAGAAGGAGGUCUGCAUCCGACACCUGAGGGCCCGGCUGAGGGAGAACGUGGAGCGACUGCAGCACAGGGAUUAUGAAAUAGAAGAGUUGAGGACCCAACUGAACAAGAUGCAAGAAGACUGGAUAAAGGAGGAGUGCCACCGCCUGGAGACCCAGUUAGCUCUGAAGGAGGCCCGUAAGGAGAUCCAGCACCUGCAUGAAAUGGUGGAGACGGUCAAAUCCAACAUCGGCGUCCAUGAUCAAGACCCUCAUGACAAUAAACCAUACUCAGGGCCGCAGGCAGUUCGGCCUGGAGGAAAGUCCAGGUCCUGUGGUUGUUCCCCCGCCAGCACCUUGACCCGUGGUACCACCUUCACCCGCCGGAGCACCGAGGCUCUGCAACUGGACCGCAACGCUCCAGAACCGAGCGGGGCGCCUCGCUCCGCGGGACAAACCCACCUGCUGCUGGAGGCGGCGCUCCUGUCCGAGCAGCUGCCGCACCAGGCCCACCACCUCCGGCCCGGACCGGCCGUCUCCCGCUCGGCCACCUGUGAGCGUCUGUGCAGCGGCGGCGCCGUGCUGCCCAUGUCCCACUCCUGCCACUCCCUCAGCAGCAGCUGCAGGUGCGGCGGACACGCCUACCUCCCGCAUCAUCACCUGUUCCUUCACUUACCUCAAGAAGAGCCGCCGCUUUCAGCAGCAGCACCAGCCGCUGUCCCAGUCCCGGUCCUGGAGAAGAAACCGGAGGUCCGGUCUCAGGGCUGCAGCCCCACCAUGACCUGGUUGAGCGAGGAGAGCAGCGCUGAACAGCUGAGCGUCAUUUCCAUAGGGAAACCAGAACUCACCCCUUCGGAUCCACGGUCCGCGUCAACGUCUUUACCUCUGCUGUCUCCUCCAGGUCUCCCUCCCACUGCUGCUGACAAACCCGAGGACGUCAGAAAGGUGCUGGCAGGGCCCCACACCUGCCAGCCCAAGCCAGUAGAGCCACUUCCUGUUAGACAGGAAGCUACUGUACUGGAGUUUGACGAGGAUGAAGCAGAGGGAAGUGAGGACAGGCGUUCCCCUGAGUUGUCGCACUGGAGCCGCUACUUCCUGGUAGACCUUCUGGCUCUGGCGAUGCCGGUGGUUCCCACCAUGGCGUGGCUGUGCCGGGGGGCGCCGCAGGAAGUCGUGCCUGCCUACCACAUCGGCUCCCUGCUGAGAGGCUGCUGUGCUGUGGCCCUCCACUCGCUUCGGCGGCAGGGCGCAGGCCGGGGCAGGCCGACCGCCGACAUGAACGGGACGACUUCAGUCUGACUCUUCAAGCCCACUUUUAGAUUAAUGGGGAUCUAUUAUGCCAAAUCCACAUUUUUACGCUUCCAUUUGGGUCUCAACUGCUUCUAAGAACAACCCAAGCAAUUAAGAAAAAAGAACAUCCAGCUGCUUGACAAUAAGGACUACGUUCAUAUUGCAGCCCGAAGUGACCCAGCUCAGAUUUUUUGUCAAAUUGGAUUUUUUUCACAGUUCACACUUCCAAAUAAAUGCGACCUGUAUGUGAUCUCCAGCGUGAACUGCAAACGACCAGAAAGUCUCUCACAUGCGCAGUAGAGGGCGCAAUAACGGCACACAUAGAGAGCGGGCUCGGUGUUUUGCCGACCGCCAUAAAGAAGAAGAAGCGCUCAGUGUUGGCGGAAACAAACAUGGAUGCUAACGGUGGAGCACAGCUUACGAUUUUGAAGUAGUUGUCCGACCGGAAGCAGCAUAUUAACAACAUAAUCCUCAUUAUCGUCGUUAUGGUUGCUGUUUUUCUUCCCGCUUGGGCGUAUCUGGACGCAAAAUGGUGACGUUGGUCGCGUAUCAAUGACGUUCUAGUCGAUUGUUUGCGACCUGGAGGUUAAGGUGACAUUAAAAAAAAUCUGUUGUUCAGGCUGCCAUGAAAAUAUCAGAUACAGGUCGCAUUACAUAAAAAAUAAAUAAAAAUAGGAAUUGGGUCACUCCGGGCUGCAGUGUGAAUGCAGCCUAAGUUAACACUUUUAGCGUUUAGAAAACCCUUUCAAAAACCUUCCGUUGCUUAGCAACUCCAGCCCGUUACCUAGCAACCCAGUCAAAGUUCCAGCACAUGGCUACUGGAAAAGACAAGUGUUUUGUUACUGACUUACCAGAAAAGAUGUUUGUAUCAUGUUUGGAGACGGUUGUAUAAUGUCUGUUUGCAGCCAUUUUCAAGUGCGAGUGUAAACAUUGAGUUGGGGGCGUGGCCAGCAGCAGCUUGUUUGGAUUUAAAGUGACAGGAGGCCCUAAAACUGAAUAAUUAUGUGCAAAAAUGUAAUGAACAUUUUUUGUAUUGUCCAUAGAUCUAUACUAACAUGUUAAAGGAAGCAUAAUAGGUCAUCUUUAACACCACCAGUCUAACCAUCUACAGAUCAACUCAGACUUUUAAAUCCCAGUUCAUGUUGGAUUCCUCCUCCUUUAGGAAUUUUAAUAAUCAAAUAAUUGCGCUUGUAAUUCUGUCAGCCGGUUAGUGACUUAGAAAAACAAGAAUUAGCAGAAAUUGUUUAAUUUCUCAUAUAUCCCCUCUGCUUUUGCAAUAUUAGAGUAUUAUUGAAAAGUUUAAUCAGUUUUUCAGUUCAAAAAGGGAAUCUCAUCACACAGAAUUACAUUUUUAGGAGGGUUUUUUUUUUUUCAGGUGAUGUUUAUUAUUUUACGGCUUACAGCAAAUGAAAACCCAAAAUUCAGUUUCUCAAUAUUACAUUUGGGAUUUAUGUUAUGACCCACACCAGAGGUCUGCACCAUUAACAAAUGAAAACCCAUUUUGCCCUCAGUCCUGCUAAAUAAAGCUUUAGAGCCUUAAAUAUUAACGUUUUGAAAAAAGACAACUUCAAUUUUUUUUUAUAAAUACUUAUAAUAGGAGACUUGUUGUACGUUUUAAAGAAGCACAAUUUUAUUUCUAGUUUUAGAUUUUAAAACAAAUUAAAAUGCGACAAUCUUUGCAAAACGAUGAAUAGAUGUAAAGAAUAUAAACAGCUGCUUUAGUGUCAUUCUGUUGUGCAAGUUCAAUACAAUUAUUCUACAGAAAAUCUGGAAAAACUACUAAAACAUGCAUUUGUUAUUAUAUUUGAUCAUUUUUAGCUAAAGUAUCAAAGAGCCACUUGUGUCUCCGCAGAGAAUCAUCAACACCGUUCACAGUGAGGAAAAGUCACAAAGAUUAAUUGCAAAAGGAGCCGUUCAGAGUUUUGUAUCCAUGCAUAUUAUUAGAAAGUUCAGUGGAAGAAAAACAUGAACAAGUAUAAUCUUAAAUCUAGCUUGAAAACCUUUUUUUGCUUGUUUUUGUCGGAUUUGAUUAUAUUUGUUUUAGUUAAUUCUUCAUUCUGUUGAUCACUUUCUUUAUGGAGAUGCUGAGUCCAGUUUCCAGCAGGAUUUUGUACCUGUCCACUCUGCUAAAGGUACAUUUCUGUAUAUAUAUAUAAAAAAAACAUUCUCUAUUGUUUAUAUUUAAUAUUCAAAAUCUUAUUAGAAACUGAAUCUUUUAUUUCCGUUUUCUCCAAAUUAUAGUCAUCAAAACAAACAAUACAUUCCUAAAAUAUAUAAUUUUGCUUAAGUGAGUUUUAAACUGAUAUAAACUUUUCAAGGAUAUUGUGAUUUAUAGAUAGCUGUAAGUUUAACACACUGCAUGUAAAGCACAGAUUGUUUCGGACCCUGCAUUGCUUUUGGUGACCAACUUUCAGGGCAAAGAUGUAUAGUUUAUACAAUAAAAACAAAUCUGAAGUUAAAUACUUCUCUUUUUGUAUCAAGAAGAUUUUAAAAUAGCUUCAAGGAAAUGUUAUCAGUGUUUGAGUGCAACAAAAAUCAGGAAUUCAUCUUAGUUUUAUAAAGUUAAAUCUAAUGUUUUAAAGCAUUUUUACACCUGUUUGCUGCAGGUUUCUUGCUAUAUAUGCUUGCUACAGAAGGUGCAUGAAGGCCAUUGUAGAUAAAAAGGAGUAAAUUUCCACCAAAAAACUCAGAAAUUCUGAGAUUAAUAGUAAUUUUCUGGAAAAAAGCUUCGAAAUUAAAAUUUUCCUUUUUUUAAAAAAAAAGGACAUUUCUGAAUUUCAUGGUCAAAAAUCUAAAAACUUUGUGUUUUCAUUAUCUGUAAGCCAUAAUCAUCAAAAUUACAAUGAAAAAGGCUUAAAUAUUUCACUGUGUAAUGAAUCUAUGGGUUCCACUUUUUGAAAUGAGUCAAAAAGGAUUAAACUUUUUCACAAUAUUCUAAUAUUUUGCGAUGAACCUUUAUAAAGGUUUAACACUCUGUCAUCAAUGUACAAUAAUUCAGUCCAGGUUUGACCAGUCUAUUGCAGCUCUUACGCUUCUCUCAACAGCUAUAAAAAUCUUUCAAAAUGCUCUUUCUGUGUUUAAAAACGUAGAAUAAAGUAUUUUAUGAACCUUAAA